This is a messenger RNA of Gossypium arboreum, 3205 nucleotides long. RefSeq names its product serine/threonine-protein kinase D6PKL1-like. The coding region runs from base 386 to 2992 and encodes 868 amino acids. The transcript has 3 exons. Gene Ontology annotation, cellular component: nucleus; cytoplasm; plasma membrane. Gene Ontology annotation, molecular function: protein serine/threonine kinase activity; ATP binding. NCBI's taxonomy places the organism in Eukaryota, Viridiplantae, Streptophyta, Magnoliopsida, Malvales, Malvaceae. The record is from RefSeq and is a predicted model, not a curated record. Gene Ontology annotation, biological process: protein phosphorylation.
AUAAAACUAACGUUUUCUAUUUCUCUAUUUUGGUGCUCUUACUCUUUCUCUCUCUUCUUCUUCUUCCUCCUCAAAGCCUCUCUUUAGGUCCUUGCAUUUUUGGUGUAGGGUUUCCAAUUCCUAAACAACUGUUUGUAUGCUUUCUCAUGUCAACAUUUUAGUUCCAGAACCUGUUCCUCAUUGUUUUCACUUCUCUCUCCUUUCCUAAGGUUCUCGGAAUAUAGGAGCUUUAAAAUCGAUUUGCUUAAAGCAUGCUCACAAGUUUGCACGCAUUUGGAUCGUUAAAGUUGGUUUAUGCGGAAACAUGAAUUAGUAUAAUUUUUGAGGGUAUAAUAAAACUUUGAAGAUACAGCUGAGAAAAGUUAGUGCCAGUGUAACAGUUAAGAUGGGUUCAUAUUCUGGUUCUUUUGAAAUUGUUGAAGCAGGUGAAGAGCUAAAACCGGUACAACGUUCUAGACGGACAUACCGACCGCACAUAGGAUUGGGCAUUGGUGAAAAGGAUCAGAAGCCACCUGUGCAGAAACUGGGAUGCAAGAAUUCUCUAGAAAAUGAUAUUAACCAGCUUUUUGAGGCUAUCAAUGUCAAAGGUCCUACAGGUUUAAGUGUUUCGUACCAAGGAGGUACUAGCUCGAGUUCUUUAAAGAAAAAUGCUUUGAAGAAACCAAUUGCUGUGGGGAUACCCCACUCCCCGAGAAUUGGUGGUUCAGAGCCGUUGUCAUUGAAACAGGCAUUAAGGGAUCUUUGUAUUUCUAAAGCAUCGGAAAUGGCUGCUAUGAAAUGGUUGUCAAUGUCAAUUAGUUCCCCUGGCGCCUCUGAAGCUGGAAGGGUAAAGAGUUCGUUCAAUCCAGUUGUAGUUGACUCUGGUGUUCCAGGAAAUGAACAUAAGGGGAGCAUGGUUGAAAUAUCUUUUGUGCCUGAAGAUGACAAACCGACUUCUUCUAGGAUGAUGACUGCCCCACGUCAAGCACCUAAGAAUAAGUUGAUGAGCCAAAGUUCUAAUUCUUCACCACAGUUUCCUCGUGCAACAAUGCAAAUUAGCACUGGAACUUCUACAUCAACUCAAACUGAUAGUUCUACAUCCAGAAAAGUUGGAACUCCAGCACCAAAGGCAGAGAUGCGUCGGAAAGAAAAGCAUACUUCUGCAUCUUCUCCAUCAUGUUCUUAUGCUGAUGAUAAUACAUUAGAACCUGAGAGUACCGUGCCUGCUUCAACCAAGGUACCAAAAAGAUCACCUGUGCCAAAGUCGGGACGGAAAGGCAGGUUGCAUGCUGUUCCUUCAUCCAGCUUGACCGAUGGCAAUAAAGCAAGCAGUACAACAAGGAAUGUGCCCCGGGUGGCUAAAACAAUUGUCAGGAACAAGAGUUCUGUCAAGAAAAAAACGAAGCAGGAUUCCUCUUCUGCUGCUAAUACUUCUAAAGAAGACUUGGACUUGAAUACAAGUCAAUUAAUUUGUCAGAGAUGCCAGUGCUCUAUGAAGACUUCAAGUAAUGAAACAAAUCAAGAUUCCAUGAAGUCACAGUCUGCUGGUAUUAUUGCUGAAGUCAGCUCAAGUCAUGUGAGUUCUGAUAUGCACAAGCCAACCUUGGUUGAAAAUAACUCUAACAGAAGCCAAGCUGCCAUUCCAAGGGCUAAAAAUAGCCCCAAAGCAAGAGAAAAGGGAGACAUCUCACAAAGUUCAAGCAGCCUUGGUGAUAGUAGCAGCACAAGCAUCAGCGAUGACAGCAAUUUAAGUGGGUCUACCUGUGGCAACAAACCUCACAUGUCAAAGGACAUGAGGUGGGAUGCCAUCUCCCACAUAAGAAUGCAGGAUGGUGUUUUCGGGUUGAGACAUUUUAAUCUUUUAAAGAAGCUUGGUUGUGGAGAUAUUGGGACGGUAUAUCUUGCAGAGCUUAUUGGUACAAACUGCUUGUUUGCUAUAAAGGUAAUGGACAAUGAAUUUUUGGCGAGAAGGAAGAAAAUGCCUAGGGCCCAAACAGAAAGAGAAAUAUUAAGGAUGCUUGAUCAUCCUUUUUUACCUACUCUAUAUACGCAAUUCGUUUCAGAUAACUUAUCAUGUUUAGUUAUGGAGUACUGUCCUGGUGGGGAUUUGCAUGUGCUUCGGCAAAAGCAGCCUGGGAGAUGUUUUUAUGAGCCAGCAGCACGGUUUUAUGUAGCUGAGGUUCUUCUUGCUUUGGAGUACUUGCACAUGCUUGGAGUUGUGUACCGUGAUUUGAAACCUGAAAACAUUCUGGUUCGAGAAGAUGGCCACAUAAUGCUCACAGAUUUUGACCUUUCACUGAGAUGCACAGUUAGUCCAACUCUCCUGAAAUCUUCAUCGUAUUUGGAUCCUGCAAGGUUAUCUGUUCAAUGUAUGGCUUCUAGCUGCGUGGAACCCUUCUGUAUCGAACCAACCUGCCAUGUCCCAUGCUUUGGUCCUAAGUUUUUGCCCACUUCUGCAAAAACAAAGAAGAAAGCGAAAGAAGACCUUGCUGCCAAAGUCCGAUCACUGCCACAGCUUGUUGCUGAACCCACUGAUGCAAGAUCCAAUUCCUUUGUUGGGACCCACGAGUACUUGGCUCCUGAGAUCAUUAAAGGAGAUGGUCAUGGAGCUGCUGUUGAUUGGUGGACCUUCGGCAUCUUUCUUUAUGAGCUCCUCUAUGGUAAGACGCCUUUUAGAGGUGCAGGGAAUGAAGAAACGCUGGCUAAUGUAGUGUUGCAGAGCCUUAAGUUUCCGGACGUUCCUCUCGUUAGUUUCCAUGCAAGGGAUCUCAUCAAACGGCUGUUGGUAAAGGAGCCCGAGAAUCGUCUAGGGACAGAAAAGGGGGCAGCUGAGAUCAAACAACAUCCAUUCUUCGAAGGCUUGAACUGGGCUUUGAUACGGUGUGCUGUUCCACCAGAACUACCAGAGUUGUAUGAACUGGGGGUUCCGACAAUGAUGUCCCCAGAGGCAGAAACGAGCAAUUACUUAGAAUUUAAAGCAACAGGAGAGCACCUUGAAUUCGAGCUGUUUUGAUGAAAAGGUCUACUUCAAGCGAAAGUUCCCUAAGAUAUCAACCGUCCGCAUGAGACCUUUAAUCAGGCCGGUGUUGUAAAUUAAAUAUGUAGCUCAUAGUGUAAAUUUGAUUUGAGAAUAUUUUGUAAAGCUGAUAUCAGAUUUUGUCAUAUCAGACACCAUAAUCUUUCCUUCUUAUUAUUACCAAUGGAACUACUUGCCUGUUUCCGAUCA